CAGAAGCUUGAGGGAUGAGAAGAUAAGAGCUCAAAUUUCGAAUAUGAUUGUAACACUAAACCCUAAUAUUCUCCAUUUCUCCAAAAUCCAUCCUUUUUCUCGACCUUCUUCGGAUUUCUACAGAAUUCGAAAUGUCUCUCUGACCACCAAUUGCAAGCUUCAGAAGCCUCAAAAUGGGAAUCAGAGAAGUAGUAAUACCGGAAAUCUCACGAAGACCAUUUCACUUUCCGAUUCAGCGCCGCCGGUUACGGAAGAGACCGUUGGUGAAGUUUCCGGCGAUGGAGGUGGUAAUGGUGGUGGAGGAGGAGGAGGAGACGGAAGAGGAGGAUUAAGGUUUUUGAAGAUAUUACCAAGAAAGGUUUUGUCAGUUUUGUCUAAUUUGCCUCUUGCUAUUACAGAAAUGUUCACCAUUGCUGCUCUCAUGGCUCUUGGGACUGUGAUUGAACAAGGUGAAACCCCUGAUUUCUAUUUCCAAAAGUAUCCAGAGGAUAAUCCUGUACUAGGGUUCUUCACUUGGAGAUGGAUUUCCACACUUGGAUUGGAUCAUAUGUACUCUGCUCCUAUUUUUCUUGGGAUGUUGGUUCUUUUAGCAGCUUCACUUAUGGCUUGUACUUAUACUACUCAGAUACCUUUGGUUAAGGUUGCAAGAAGAUGGAGUUUUAUGAAGUCAGAUGAGGCAAUUAAAAAGCAGGAGUUUGCAGAUACUCUUCCAAGAGCAUCCAUUCAAGACUUAGGAAUGAUUUUGAUGGGUGAUGGAUUUGAGGUAUUUAUGAAGGGUCCUUCAUUGUAUGCUUUUAAGGGUUUGGCUGGUCGAUUUGCGCCUAUUGGAGUACAUAUAGCAAUGCUUCUGAUUAUGGUGGGUGGAACUCUUAGUGCGACCGGGAGCUUUAGAGGCUCGGUCACAGUUCCUCAAGGGCUAAACUUUGUCAUGGGAGAUGUAUUAGCCCCAGUUGGGUUUUUCUCAAUUCCAACAGAUGCUUUUAAUACUGAAGUUCACGUUAACCGAUUCACCAUGGAUUAUUAUGACAGUGGAGAAGUCUCACAGUUUCACUCUGAUCUUUCACUACGCGACCUUAAUGGGAAAGAGGUUCUGAGAAAAACAAUUAGCGUUAAUGAUCCCUUGAGAUAUGGCGGAGUCACCGUAUACCAGACGGAUUGGAGUUUCUCAGCCUUGCAGGUGACAAAAGAUGGUGAAGGACCAUUCAACUUGGCAAUGGCACCUAUCAAGAUCAAUGGAGACAAGAAGUUAUAUGGGACCUUCUUACCAGUUGGUGAUACUAAUGCUCCCAAUGUCAAAGGAAUAUCUAUGCUAGCUCGGGAUCUACAAUCCAUUGUUGUGUAUGAUUUGGAAGGAAAAUUCGCUGGAAUAAGGAGACCAAACUCGAAGCUUCCCAUUGAAAUCAAUGGUAUGAAGAUCGUUAUCGAGGAUGCAAUUGGAAGCACUGGCCUUGAGUUAAAGACUGACCCAGGAGUACCAGUGGUCUAUGCUGGUUUUGGUGCUCUAAUGCUCACAACUUGUAUCAGUUACUUAUCUCAUUCACAGAUAUGGGCAUUACAAAAUGGAACAACAUUGGUCGUAGGGGGAAGAACAAACAGAGCCAAGAACCAGUUCCCUGAUGACAUGAAUCGAUUGCUCGAUCAAGUUCCGGAGCUAAUCAAAAAGAAUACUUCAGUUGUCUCCGAGCAAUCUUGAUUAGCUCUUCGAAUCUGAUACAUUUCAAGUCAGAACCAAUAGAGUUGUACAGAAUUAUGGAAAAGGUAUAGUAUUCAAGAACGCAAUAAACAUGUUGCUGAUCAUAUGGAAAAAGAGAGGGGAGCUAUAGAAACUGAAACUUCAGAAUUGAUUUGCGUGGAGGUCUUGUUCUGAGUUACACAGUAAAGUUAGAAUAUAGAGGGUGAAUACUAUUUUUGUCUUGUGGGUAUGGUUUUGUCGUUUGUCAAGUUAUAUGAUCUGAAUGUAUCUCUAACUACAAUUCCCCUGUAUUAUUAUAAUAUAUAGUCCUCUGUAUGAAUCUCUCUCUCUAUUAAUAAAAUUCAAUUGCAGUA
Messenger RNA from Arabidopsis arenosa, 2046 nucleotides. Lineage: Eukaryota; Viridiplantae; Streptophyta; Magnoliopsida; Brassicales; Brassicaceae. The record is from the annotation of a GenBank genome assembly.